This is a messenger RNA of Lolium rigidum, 765 nucleotides long. RefSeq lists its product as uncharacterized. The transcript has 4 exons. NCBI's taxonomy places the organism in Eukaryota, Viridiplantae, Streptophyta, Magnoliopsida, Poales, Poaceae. The coding region runs from base 1 to 765 and encodes 254 amino acids. The record is from RefSeq and is a predicted model, not a curated record.
AUGGAUUCGCCGGCGACGGGAUUUCGGGGACCCGCAGAGUGGGCGGCGCCGGCGUUGAAGGAUUUGCUGCCGGAUCUGUCCCGUGAGGAGCAACUAUGGCUGGAGAGCGGCUUCCAGCCGGCCGGGCGAAGGCGCAAGGGACGACGCAUCACCAAGCAGAAACUUCUCCCGGAAGUUCCUCCUUCCAUCCCCGAGCAGCGCACAGAAGGUAUACGCUGCUCUGAACACAUAAUUUCCUCCACCUGUAUUGGAUUUGGACGCAGAGAGCGUGAUGCCUGGCUCAUCGGGUCAGUCCAAGCUGCUCUCUGCCACUACAAUGCUAGGCACCAGGGUGGCGAGUUUGAUGCUGUGAAGCCACUGAUGGAAGACCGAGUUGGUUUCAGGGACCAGGUGUGGUUCCACCUCAACUUCUGGGCUCGUAGCCGCAGCACCAACAAAAUCAAGCGCUUCUUCGCCGAGGUGCACUACAAGCCAUCCUCUGACACCUCCAAAUACCCACAGGCAACUCCCAUCGUUGAAAUAUGCACCAUCAUUGAAGAGCCUCUUUCCCAGUACAGGAGGGCGUGUGCGUUUUGUGCUGCCAGUUGCGAAAUUUUGCACCCUAAGGGGUGUCGCAAGUUUGUUUGCGGCAACGACAAGGACCGGUUCGAACAACGUCUCGUGCAGUGUGGCUCUAUGUGCAUCGAGCCACCAUUCAGUUGCCCCUCCAAGAUAGAAAGGCACGGUCUGCCUUAUCGCUCCUCAUCGUCUUCGCCAUCACAAUGA